Molecule: messenger RNA, 1612 nt
Organism: Ectocarpus siliculosus
Lineage: Eukaryota; Phaeophyceae; Ectocarpales; Ectocarpaceae
Source: the annotation of a GenBank genome assembly
AUGCCUCCGGAGCCAGAGCUUGCACACCCUUCCUUCUCCCGGCGGGCCAGCAACACCUCGGCGGCGUCGUCGUCGUCCAGGACAUCUUCGGCAGAAAAGGCUCACGCCAAGUCUCUCAGGAACGCUGGGAAAGAGGCGUUCUUGACGGUGGUGAGGGAAACAGUGCAAGAGCUUGGGCUUGACGCGGCCAACGAAGCCAUCGAAGAGGAGGCAAUCAGGAUGGAGGAGAUGCAAACAAGCCAAGACUCGGCCUGCGGCUCUCCAUUCCGGUCCUCAACGUCCUCCCGCACAGCGGGGAGCGGUCGGCGCUCUAGCACCGGAGGGCAUCAUGGCGUUGGCGUUGAUACCGCCGAGCCGUCAGAGCGCCGGCGCCGCCGGCAUAGGAAGUCGUCUAUGGCGCAGGGGGAGGGGCAGUCGAUCGUCGCCGCGGCGAUGGCCAACUUCGGAGGUGGUGUCGAUGCUAACCCCGGUGCCAUCCCAGAGGAAGGGAGAGUCUUGUCGAGGUCGUUCCAGGGGUCCGAUUCUGCCGAUCCGGGGGAUGAUUCGGCUGCUGCUGAGGCUGCGGUGGGUAGGCCGGCGGCAGCGGCGGCGGAGGGGGGAGGCGAGGCGACGUCGUUCCGGAACACUGCGGAGACGAUGGAGGACGACGAGAGAGAGACGCUGUUGGCGUUGCUCACCGGGGCGUACGGCCAGGUGAACGACCUCACGGACGAGCUCAAGAUAUCACUCGACAAGCUCAACGAUACGGAGAAGGAACUUAAGGCGGUAAACGCUGCCCACGCCAAGCUGCAGGCCAUGCCCAACCCAUCCCCUACAUCUUUAAACGGCCAAUCAGGCGCGCACGCAGAGGGAGUUACCCCGAAGCGAUCUCCCGUUUCGAAGCUGCUCAAGGAUGUCUUCCCGAACGACGAGGGCGGGAGGUCUACGCCGGCCGCCGUUAGGCAGCUGCAGGUGGAGGUGCAAAGGCUGAGACAGAGGAACGCUCAGGCUCAUUCCAAGGAGGAGAAGUACAAGUCCGAGAUCGCCCACUUGAAGAGGCUGAUGGCGGUGAUGGAAUCGCAGGUCGCCAACGCCGACCCGGACCUCGCUAGCGCCAACUCAUCCCGCAGCCGUUCUGCGAGACAGAUGUCGACGGCCGGUGGCGCGCACUCGCAGGACGGGGCGACCAAGCCGCUCGUGGCACGCGUGGCCGAGCUGGAAGAGAAGCUCGUGGUCUGCAGCAUGGAGAACGCGACGGCGAAGCAGGAGCACCUGACGUCACAGCUGGCAAGCCAGAAACUUGAGAAGACUCUGCAGAAGCUGAGGCACGAGCUGGCCAAAUCUCGAGCCAUGAACGACCUCCUCCAGAACGAGAUCGACCGACUGCAGGGUCAUGACCCAGAGGGCGAGGCGGACGGCAGCGGUUGGCGGCGAUGGCUGGGUGGGGUACAAGAGCCCUUGUCCCCGGAGCCCAACCCCAUACAGGUUACCGGAGGUAGCGACAGUCCCGUGGUGGUGGUGAGAGACCUGGACAACAACCAGCUUGUCUAUGCCCCCGGUCGCUCACAGUUCGGGUGAUAUGACUCCUGAUUGCGAACACGUGACUGCAUCCGCAAAGAGAGUGCGUUGUGUG